This is a messenger RNA of Humulus lupulus (European hop), 4602 nucleotides long. Its product is annotated as DNA ligase 6-like. Gene Ontology annotation, molecular function: DNA binding; ATP binding; DNA ligase (ATP) activity. The transcript is spliced from 19 exons. The record is from RefSeq and is a predicted model, not a curated record. Bases 80 to 4378 code for a protein of 1432 amino acids. Lineage: Eukaryota; Viridiplantae; Streptophyta; Magnoliopsida; Rosales; Cannabaceae. Gene Ontology annotation, biological process: DNA biosynthetic process; DNA recombination; lagging strand elongation.
UUACUUUCUCCCUUCAAUAUGAUCUGAUCUUCUUCCUCUUCCUCGGCUUACUUUCGCUGUCAGUUUAGUAACUACUCCCAUGGCUUCCACCGAAGCCCUAACUCUCACCUCUUCCCACCUCUUUUGCACCGCCGAAAAGUCUUUCCACCACCAUCCCUCCCCACCUCCGCUCUCCCUCUCUCCUUUUCCCUCAUCUUUCCCACAAUCCAAACAUAUUCCCAAGACUCGUUUUCUCGUCGACGCCUUUCGCUACGCCGGCGACCACUCCGUCUCCUAUUUCCUCUCCCAUUUUCACUCCGAUCACUACAUCGGCCUCUCCCCCAAUUGGUCUAAGGGCAUCAUCUUCUGCUCCCAAACCACUGCUCGCCUUCUCGUUCAAGUACUCAAGGUACCUUCUGUUUUUGUUUUCGCAUUGCCUCUUCGUGAAUCUGUAAUAAUUGAUGGAAGUGAGAUUGUACUUAUUGAUGCGAAUCACUGCCCUGGUGCUGUACAAUUCCUGUUUAAGAUUCCUUUUCCCAGCGGAAAUUUUGAAAGGUAUGUUCAUACUGGAGAUUUUCGCUUCUGUCAUUCAAUGAAGUCGGACAUUAUAUUACGGGAAUUUGUUGGUUCGGAUGCUAUUUUCUUAGACACCACUUAUUGUAACCCGAAAUUUGUCUUUCCAUCGCAAGAAGAGUCUAUUGAUUAUAUUGUUAGUGUGAUAGAAAGGGUUGCAAGUGAAAGCAAAGGUUCCAUGAAAGAUGUUUUAUUUCUUGUAGCUACAUAUGUUAUCGGGAAAGAGAAGAUUUUGCUCGAAAUUGCACGUAAAUGUAAUCGUAAGAUAUACGUGGAUGCUAAGAAAAUGGCUGUUUUGCACGUUUUGGGGUGUGAGGAAACUGAAAUCUUUACUGAGGAUGAAUCCGAAAGUGAUGUACAUGUUGUUGGUUGGAACGUGUUAGGUGAGACAUGGCCAUAUUUUAGGCCGAAUUUUCUUAAAAUUAAGGAAAUUAUGGUUGAGAGAGGGUACUCUAAGGCCAUUGGAUUUGUUCCCACUGGGUGGACAUAUGAAGUGAAGCGCAACAAAUUUUCAGUUAGGUCGAAAGAUUCAUUUGAUAUUCAUCUCGUACCAUAUAGUGAGCAUUCGAAUUACGAAGAGCUUAGGGAAUAUGUUAGGCUUUUGAAACCAAAGCGUGUUAUUCCUACAGUUGGCUUGGAUGUUGAAAAACUUGAUGGAGAGCAUGCUAACAAGAUGAAAAAACAUUUUGCAGGAUUAGUUGAUGAAAUGGCCAACAAGCAAGAAUUCUUGAAGGGUUUUCAUCGAGGGUAUUGUGAAGUGAGUGAUAAAGAUGGAAAGGACACCAACAAUGGUCCAAGCAAGGAACUGCACCUGGACAAAAAGACAGAGUCCUCUAUUUUGAAAGUUGAUGAAAAUAAUGAUAUAGGUUUUGGUUUUGAAUCGUCACUCCCACUGCAAGAAUCUGAUUCACAAAAUAUAAUGGUGUUAAGUGAUGAGGAAGUGGAGAAAACCCUUCAGGAACUUCGUGAUUGUUUACCCUUGUGGGUUACACGAGACCAGAUGUUGAAUCUUAUUGCAACCUCUAGUAGGGACAUUGUUCAAUCAGUUUCCACCUUCUAUGAGCAUGAGACAGAAUUCCAUGAACAAGCACGGGCUUGUUCAACUUCUAGUUCUACAUCCCAGAUCAACUUGCUAAAUGACUCUACACCCCUUUUGCAAACAACCAUUAAAAAUAAUAGUCCUUCUGGGAAGAUUGAGGCUCCUUUAACUCAAGAUUAUAAGGUUGUCAACAUAAGGCAAAUACUUAAAAGUGGUGUUUCACUUUCACCUGGAAAGAGGAAGAAGACUAUUGAAACUAAGCAAAACAAGAAAGUAAACUUGAAGGCUAAGUCAGAAACAAGUGGAUUGGUUAGUGGUGCUUCUGCUGGAAAAAGGAAAAAUAAUAUUGAGAAUAAGCAAAACAAGAAGGUAAAAUUAAAGUCUAUGUCAGAAACAAGUGGAUCGAAACAGCCAACAAUAACAAAGUUCUUUAGUAAAGUUUUGGCUAAUGGUUCUCAAGGUGCUGAUACAACCUUGCAUGAUAAAAUCCCUGAAGAUGAAAAUUUGUCUAGUGAUGACACCAAACAAUACAAGAAAGAGAUAGAUCAGUUUAUUAAGAUAAUAAAUAUGAAUGAAUCGUUGAGAAGUUAUGCUGCCAUGAUCGUGGAAAAGACAAAGGGAGAUAUUAAUCUGGCUCUUGAUAUUUACUACAGUAAUCCUGAGGGUGCACAUGGUGGGAGUGAAGUUGGUUUGGACACUAGCAGACAUUCACAGCUCCAGUGCAGUAUUAUCAGCAGAUCUUCUGGCCAAAAGAAACUUGCAACAGAAAAUUUGGGGAAAAAAAUUGAAUAUUCAACACAGGAAUUGUUAUUGGACAAUGCAGACACGACAUCUGUAUCACUAUCUCCGGAAAAGUACAAUCCGGUGGAGCAUGCUUGCUGGAGGGAUGGACAGCGGGCUCCAUAUUUACAUCUUGCACGGACUUUUGACUUGCUUGAGAAUGAAAAAGGGAAGAUAAAGGCUACUUCUAUGCUCUGCAAUAUGUUCAGAAGUUUGCUGGCCUUGUCUCCUGAGGAUGUGCUGCCUGCAGUGUAUUUAUGCACAAAUAAGAUUGCUGCUGACCAUGAAAAUAAGGAGCUAAAUAUUGGAGGUGGCUUGGUAACAUCAGCACUGGAAGAGGCAUGUGGGACAAGUCGGUCAAAAUUAAGGGAGAUGUACAAUGACUUGGGUGAUCUAGGUGAUGUUGCUCAAGCAUGCCGUCAAACACAGACAUUACUUGCUCCACCUUCGCCACUUCUGAUAAAAGACUUAUUUUCUACUUUACAAAAGAUAAGUGUACAAACAGGCAGUGGAAGUACAUCAAGGAAGAAAAACCUUAUUUUGAAUCUCAUGCGGUCUUGUAGAGAGAAGGAGAUGAAGUUUCUAGUUAGAACUUUGAUUAAAAAUUUACGCAUUGGAGCUAUGAUGAGGACUGUCCUCCCUGCACUAGCUCAAGCAGUUGUUAUGAAUUCUUCUCCCCAUGAAAGCUCAAAGGAUGAGCUUCAGAGCUUUUCAGGAGCUGUUGUUGAAGCAUACAAUGUGGUUCCUAGUUUGGAAUUAAUUGUCCCUUCUCUAAUGAACAAUGGAAUUGGGUUUUCAUCAUCUACUAUGUCAAUGAUUCCAGGAAUACCUAUAAAGCCAAUGCUUGCAAAAAUCACCAACGGUGUUCCACAAGCAAUGAAGCUCUUUCAAAAUAAGGCUUUUACUUGUGAAUACAAAUAUGAUGGUCAACGUGCACAAAUUCACAAGCUACCUGAUGGAUCUUUUCAUGUGUUUUCACGAAAUGGGGAUGAAUCUACCUCAAGAUUCCCAGAUCUUAUUGAUAUAAUGAUGAAAUCUUGUAAGCCUGAUGCAGUUACCUUCAUACUUGAUGCAGAGAUUGUCGCAAUUGAUAGAAAGAAUAGCUGCAAAAUCUUGUCAUUUCAAGAACUAUCUUCACGUGGGAGAGGCAGCAAGGAUACCUCAAUUACAUUGGACAGCAUAAAGGUCGACAUUUGCGUAUUUGUCUUUGAUAUCAUGUUUUCGAAUGGACAACCGUUGUUAACUAUUCCAUUACGCCAAAGACGAAAAUACUUGAGGGAUUUGUUUUUGGGUGAAAAGUUGGGAUAUCUUGAAUAUGCAAAUGAAAUGACAGUUGAGCCAGAUGAUACUUGUUUAAGAAGUGAAAGCACAUUAACAAAGAUAAGUUAUUUUCUUGAAAAUGCAUUCCUAUCCUCUUGUGAAGGAAUUAUGGUUAAGUCUCUGGAUGUUGAUGCUGGAUAUUCUCCAUCAAAGCGUGUUGACACAUGGCUCAAGGUCAAGAGAGAUUAUGUUGAUGGACUGAAUGACUCACUUGAUUUAGUCCCAAUUGGUGCUUGGCAUGGGAAUGGAAGAAAGGCAGGAUGGUACAGUCCUUUUCUCAUGGCAUGUUACAAUCCUGAUACUGGAGAAUUUCAGAGCGUUUGCCGGGUCAUGUCUGGGUUCUCUGAUUCCUUCUACACAGAGGUAAAUGUGGAUGUUAUGAAAAGUUUCUUUUCUGAGGAAAAGAUCUUGUCCAAAAAGCCACCUUACUAUGGAACUGCUGAGGUGCCUGAUAUGUGGUUUUCUCCAGAACUCGUGUGGGAGAUAAGAGGUGCUGAUUUUACUUUGUCCCCUGUUCAUGAGGCUGCCUUUGGUCUAGUUCAUCCAUCUCGUGGCAUUUCUAUCAGAUUUCCGAGAUUUAUUGGCUCUGUUUCUGACAGAAAUCCUGAAGAAUGUAGCACAGCUGCAGAUAUAGCCGAGAUGUUUCAUUCUCAGACUCGGAAAAUGGAUGUCAUGCCUGAAGAUUAAGUUGUCUUUAUUUAUUUUUACUGAUGUUGUAAUUAAGAUGAUUUUAUUAGUUAGAAGUUUAAAACUUUAUAUACGGCAUAAAGGUUGAUUAGUUCAAAAUUUUGAAAUGCGCAGGUAUAUGGGGGUUUGAAAUGAAUGCAUUUUUGCCUUUUUGUAAGUUUGUAAAUGUAUAUAGCUACGAGCUUUGUUUCACACUAAGCUUCAAAUAAAGUGUAUUUAGGAUA